This is a messenger RNA of Sinocyclocheilus grahami, 1842 nucleotides long. RefSeq names its product colorectal mutant cancer protein-like. The record is from RefSeq and is a predicted model, not a curated record. Lineage: Eukaryota; Metazoa; Chordata; Actinopteri; Cypriniformes; Cyprinidae. The transcript is spliced from 7 exons. The annotation marks the transcript as partial.
GUGGCGGAGCGAGUGAAGCUGUCGAAAACGCGCUCCGAAUCGCUGCCAGCGGAGAGAUCCGUCCUCGGCUCUGAAAUCAGCAGCAUCGGGGUGUCCAGUAACGUGGCUGAACACCUGGCUCAUUCCCUUCAGGACUGCUCCAACAUCCAGGAGAUCUUCCAGACGCUCUACUCGCACGGAUCCGCCAUCUCCGAGAGCAAGAUCCGCGAGUUCGAGGUGGAGACGGAGAGACUCAACAGUCGUAUAGAGCACCUGAAGUCUCAGAACGAUCUGCUGACCAUCACGCUGGAGGAGUGUAAGACUAACGCCGAGCGGAUGAGUAUGCUGGUGGGGAAAUACGAGUCCAACGCCACCGCGCUCAGACUGGCCCUGCAGUACAGGUACACACACACAAACCACCUAAACACACUCACAUUCUGCUCGCGAGAGCAGGCGGGUGAAGAGAGCAUCACACAGAUCCUGAAGAAAGCUCACGAUAGCAGAAAGACAGCAGAGAUCGCAGCUAAAGAUCUCCUGACGCGUCUGGAUGGCAGCUGCGGAGCUGCGUUUGCAGUCAGCGGCUGCAGUGUCCAGCCCUGGGAGAGUCUCUCAUCCAACAGCCACACCAGCACCACCAGCUCGACGGCGAGCAGCUGUGACACGGAUUUCUCCAAAGACGACGAGCAGCGUCUGAAGGACUACAUGCAGCAGCUGAAGAACGACCGGGCGGCUGUCAAGCUGACCAUGCUGGAGCUGGAGAGCGUCCACAUCGACCCGCUGAGCUGCGACGUCAAACCCCGCGGAGACUCGCAGAGACUCGACCUGGAGAACGCCGUGCUCAUGCAGGAGCUCAUGGCCAUGAAGAGAGAGAAGAAGCUGAAGGGUCGUGUUCAGGAGUUGGUGGCGGCGUUAGAAAGACUGACUAAGAGCAGUGAAGUCAGACAUCAGCAGUCGGCGGAGUUCGUUAACGACCUGAAACGAGCAAACAGUAAUCUGGUGGCGGCGUACGAGAAAGCCAAGAAGAAGCACCAGAACAAGCUGAAGAAGCUGGAGUCUCAGAUGAUGGCGAUGGUGGAGCGGCACGAGACGCAGGUGCGGAUGCUGAAGCAGCGCAUCGCUCUUCUGGAGGAGGAGACGUCUCGACCGCACACCAGCGAGACCUCGCUCUGAACUCGUGAAAACUCACGAAAACUCACGAACACGAGACAUCAUCCAGACAUCACCGUCUCAGCAAAAACACACACAAGUCAUCAUUCUGUCAUCUCUUCUGAGGAACACGAAAGAAGACGUUUCUCGGGAUGUUCACGCUGCUCUUUUACACAACAGCGACUGUCCAGAAACAAAAAGCAUCAUAAGCCUCAGACGUGCUCGUUUUGUCAAGAAGGAGACGGUUUAUUUUAUACUGUUCAGUUUUUCCAAUUUAUGAGGUCACAGUUUUUAUGCUUUUAAUAUUCAAACCGGUAAUUAUAAUGAACGGCAAAAAUCCUCAUAAUUAUUCGUAAUCUCAGAAUGAGUACAGCAGCUGGUUUAGUUUAAGAAUUAUAUUUCAUAAUCAUACAGUGUAGAGAAAUAGAGUUUUGAGCAAUAAAUGAGAUUAAACUCUCAGGCCUCACGGGACUAGUUAAGCCUCUGAUGAAAAUUCUGUCAUCAUUUACCCAGUUUCCUAACAUCUGGUAAUCUGUGCUGGGUUUAUGAUCCAUAAUCAGAUUUAUGAACUGUAAAUACAGAUUGCAGACAAUUGAAGGCCGCAAAUUAUCAAUAUGAAAUGAAUUAUUGAUUUGUUAAAAACCACUUAGACAACUUAUAUUGGCUGUUGAGAUGUUAAACAUCUAUAUAUUAUGUUAUCUGUAAAGUCACUUUACA